AGUAACUUCAUAGAUUUUGAUUUUGCACAUAAUUCAUGUGCGCUAAAGCAAAAUCAGUGCUGUGAUCUACAUGUAACCAGAAUGUGUUUUACCUAGUGAUAGUGAUCAGUGACUCUGGCAUAUUUGAACUGGGUGUCUGAAACCAUGCCUUAAAUGCUGAGAUGUGGUGUGAAAAGAAGACUAGACAAGCUCCAUGUGUAAACAUGUGAAAAGCUUGAAGGAUUUAUCGUAUUACAAAACAACCAGCACACUUCAUGUACAUGUAGACCUGUUGGUGGACUCCUGUGUACAGUUCUGAGAAGGCCAUGGAGAUGUGCAUGCCGUCAUAUAAAAAUAACUCGGUGGCUUGACACGGAUUUGUAAAGUAUUUAACAGGUGCCUUCUACCAUGACGUAUAUACAUGUAUAUACGUUAUUUGCAUUCUAUAACCAUAAAGGCAGAAGUUCUUAAGUUUGCUGAGAAACUAAACAAGUGAGGACUGUGAAUGGUUUGCGUGCGAGCAUUGAGGAGGAAGGCUGAUCUUCAUUGCUCUGUCCAGGCAACAAACAUAGACUGCCUGUCUACAGCAUUCUCUGACAGCCAUAAUUGGCCAGGGAAGCCUGAGCAUCUGAAUAUUCAAUCACAUUCUGUCUCAAAAACAGACAAUCGUGGUUUUGUGGGUGUGAACAUCACGUGGAGGACACCUAGUGAUGUUUCUGCCACUUAUGUCACAGGCUUUGAAGUAAGCUUAAAUCUUAUCGGCUCUAAUGUAUUUGGUGUAAGAACCUGCUAUGUUUUCAACUUAACCAGAGCGACCAACACAUCCAGGGUCAUUUUACAAGAACUAGUGGACAGUGUCUUCACUCUCCAGUGCCAAGUACCUGCAAAAGCAGAAGGUAUCUUCACUCAACUGUACAGUCUCCCAAAGCCUAAAAAGAAACUCUUACAGAAAAGGGUGUAUAAAUACUUCAAGUUCGAAGCUAUGAGAGCAACUGCUUCACCCAAUCCUUGUGAUGCAGACCCACAAAUUUAAAGCCAGUG
Molecule: messenger RNA, 1020 nt
Organism: Liolophura sinensis
Lineage: Eukaryota; Metazoa; Mollusca; Polyplacophora; Chitonida; Chitonidae
Exons: 6
Coding region: 485-1012 (175 amino acids)
Source: RefSeq, a predicted model, not a curated record